Molecule: messenger RNA, 2238 nt
Organism: Sinocyclocheilus grahami
Lineage: Eukaryota; Metazoa; Chordata; Actinopteri; Cypriniformes; Cyprinidae
Product: zinc finger protein 500
Exons: 3
Coding region: 438-1943 (501 amino acids)
Biological process (GO): regulation of gene expression
Cellular component (GO): nucleus
Source: RefSeq, a predicted model, not a curated record
UACAACCCGUGACGUCACCCACAACAACAUCAUUGUCCGUCUGCUGAGCUCUUCGUUCAUUAGUCAAAUUCACACAUUCACAAAAUACACUAGGUAGCAUGUACUACAGUCAUUUGGACACUAUGCGACAGCUGCUCGCGCCUAAAGGACAUCUAUUUCUGCUCGCGCUUCGUACUGUCAGGCAGAUGUAAUGAGCUCGAUGCUAACUAACACUGAGGACUUUAUCAUCGGGGUUUGAUUGACUUGGCCGUGAAAGUGUGAAGUGCAACAUUUACCGUGAAAUUAAGUUCCCAGAAUACUCGUGCGUGAAAUGAGUACUCAAUAGAAAAUAAAAUAUUUGAGGUAGAAAUCAACAUGGGUGGUCAUUAAAUGUCAUGAUCAUACAGCAAUCCGUUUAUCUUGAUUAAAAGAGCGAGCUCGAGUAGAUCGGACACAGCAUGACGGACACGCUGGUCCUCUCCUUCCAGACUCGGCUGUCUGCGGUCAUGGAAACUGUCCUCAAGACCACCAUGUACGAGGUGACCCGGCUAGUGGAGGAGAGCUUCCUGGAGCAGAUGGAUCGAGGCAAGCGAGAGGCGGAGGUGUUCAAACGGAGGCUGAUAGUGUCGGAGGCCAAGCUGAGAGAACGGGAGAGGUUUAAGAGGGUGAGGUGUGUGGACUGUGGUCGGACAGCGGUGUCCAGGAGGAGGAUACUACACCGAGGCCCCGAAGCACAGAGCAGUUUGGACCACCCACUUGUUGUAAAGCAGGAAAAUGCCUCUGACAUUAGCUGGAGGUGCAGUCCCAAGGGAAGCGCAAAUCAUGAAAAGCCUUCAGCAGCUCCAGAAACUAAACAAAAUGUUGAUCAAGUGUGUGAACCUAAACCUGGAGGAGAAGUGAAAGAGGAAGCAACAGAGGCUAGAGACCCGCAAGCUCGUCUAGUGAUACAUCCUCAAAUACACAAACAAAAAGAUCCUCCGGGCAGUGUUGAAGAGACCAAUGGACUCCGCAAUACAGAUUCUGACCACAAACCAGGUGGCAGAUCUUGCACUGAAAGACCUGUGGAUGAGGUCAGACACAGAAACCUCCCAAAAUGGUUUGACCCUAAAACAGACCCUUUAGCAUGGUCACCUGUUUCACAGCCAGAACCAGCCAGGACCUCAGUAUCUUCAGAGUCUCCGGGUUUGAGACCGCAAGUGGGCAGCAUAGACUCGGGGCCUGUUAAACAGGAAGUUGUAGUGAUGCUUCCACCAGACUGGGAAGAUAUGGAAAGGAUCAGGCCUCAGGUGGUUUCUGCUCAAACCAGUGCUAAGAAAACACAGUUAGAUCUUCAGCCUGGAGAUCCUCUCACCACUAGGCCUCAAAUACAGGAGCGAGUUUCCUAUCCUGCGCCUCCCGUCAAGGUUCAGAACCUUGCACCACAAACCAUGCAGCAUCUCAGAUCACCCGUUAGGAAAAACACAAAAAUCGGUCUACAUCCCAAUUCGGUUGUGACGGAUCACGGCACUGUUGAACUAGGCCGGGUACAAUCCAUCUGUAAAGCCCUUCCUGCUCCAAAACCCUCUCAUGUCCGUCAGUAUCCUGAAGGAGCCACUACAGGUGAAAGAAGUUUCAGUACCGUACACCCAGGAAGAAGUCUGCCGCAGAUGGUCAGCAUGAGGGUUCAAGGGGACACACGGCACCAUUCGACAAAGACAAUGCACAAUUGCAGCCAGUGUGGAAAAGGCUUCUCUCAUCUGUGCCACCUCAGAGCUCACCAGCAGAUUCACACAGGUGAGAGGCAGUUCUGCUGUACCAUCUGUGGACGGAGUUUCACCAAACUGAGUAACCUGAAAGCACACCGCAGGGUUCACACCGGCGAGAGACCUUACAUCUGCACAGACUGCGGGAAAAGGUUUACCCAGAAAUGCAACUUGAAGAGACAUCAGAGAAUUCACUCUGAGUUCACUCACUCUAAUGUAUGACGAGUGAUAGUGGUAGAAUCUGGUACUUUACACGGUAACAUAUUAAUUGAUGUUUUUUUGACUGGUUAAAUUAUUUUUAAUAUCAUGCAUUGUACUAAAAGUACUAAACCUCAUUUUUCGAACCUUAUGCUCAGAAAAUUUUCUUCUGUAGUGAUGUGACUGGAUCACUCAGGGGAAAUAGCAAUUUUAUCACGAUAAAUAGAAAAAUGUUAAAACAGAGCACUUUUCCAGUCUCUCUGGAUAUAACAGGCUAUUUCUCACAAAUAAAUGUCCACAUUUUACCCUAAAAUCAAAA